CCCAAUGUCCCUCACAUCAUGUUUGCAGCGCGGGCACCUCCCCACAACAUGCCCCACGUACUAAUGUCUCUCACCACUUUGCCUGACCUUUGCCCAAUUCGUCCAAUAUGGAGUCAUGAAAUCCAGCACCAGUUGUUUGGGGAAGCGGCCAUCGAGUUGGGUUGCAACCUGCAUGUUCAAUUUCGGACAAACAAAAGUCCCAAAGCACAUCACAAAUACCUAGGGUUAGAAAGACAGGUUGCCUUCGCGGGACAUGAGCCAUACUCAAGUUGACCGGCAAGCAAUUGCCAUUCAAGAUGCCAAGCAUCAGAGUGAAUGUCACAAGUCGCUGGCAGGAAAAGUCGCUGUGAUUAGUGGUUCCAGCUCAGGCAUCGGCAAGGCUAUCGCGGUUGAGCUCGCUUCGAGAGGCGCUUUGGUAGUGCUCAAUUAUCCCACAGUCUCACUGAAACCGGAAGCAGAGCAAGUAUGUCGCGAGUUACAGGGCACUUCGAUUGCCGUCUGCGCGGACAUGGGCAGCACAAGUGGUCCUGGCGAAUUGGUCCGGAGUGCCGUUGAAGCGUUUGGUAAGGUGGAUAUCGUGGUCAACAACGCGGCAGUCGCCAUCAACAAGCCGUUCGAAGAACAGACGCUCAAAGAUUGGGAUACUCUCGUAUCCAUCAAUGCGAGGGGCACGUUUUUACUCACUCAAGAAGCCCUGCCAUUCCUGUCAAAACCUGGUGGCCGCAUCAUCAACAUCUGCAGUGCCUCGUCUCGAGCUGCACCGCCCCUACAAACGAUAUAUGCAGGAACCAAGGGCAUGGUGGACAGUUUCACUCGGUGUUGGGCCAAAGAGUUGCCACCCAAGUACGGAUGUACCGUCAAUGCCGUCAGUCCGGGCCCAACCAUGACGGAGGGUUUCCUCGCUGCGGGACCUGAUGCCAUGAAAGUCUUGCAACCAACGAUUGAUUCUAUUCCUGUUGCCGCCAGGAUGGCAGAGCCGUCGGAAAUUGCUUAUGCUGUCGGAUUCUUGUGCGACGACCGUUCUCGUUGGAUCAAUGGAGUUCACCUGCAUGCGAACGGAGGACUCUUCGUGGAUUAAAUUUCUGUCCCUGCUGCCGGACGUCACAUCUCACGUAUAAGGGCAUCCAAGGUCUGCAAGAUAAUAAGCCUGGACUUUUCUUCUUUGAAGCUUCACAUAGCGUUAUGAGCGAAGUAUGAGUUCACAUGGAAACGUUGUAUUAUACAGCAUGCGCAUAAAUGCAUAUCAAGACCACGUCCGGUAGCAGAACGAGAUUGAAGAUGA
Messenger RNA from Exophiala viscosa, 1282 nucleotides. RefSeq lists its product as uncharacterized. NCBI's taxonomy places the organism in Eukaryota, Fungi, Ascomycota, Eurotiomycetes, Chaetothyriales, Herpotrichiellaceae. The transcript has a single exon. The record is from RefSeq and is a predicted model, not a curated record. Bases 254 to 1078 code for a protein of 274 amino acids.